AUGGCCGAGGAUGCAGGAGGGCUUUUGAUGCAUCAGUUUCCCCUGAGAGCUCAAGGGGCUGUUGCAACAGAGGUCUUGUUAGUGGUGCUCAAGCGACACUUCCUCGUCGACACUUCUGCUCAUCCCGACAGGGUAGACAGGGUAAAGCCAGAUGGUCUCGUGUACUCUGGCAGUCUCGGGAGCUAUGUCGAUCUGGACGGCUGUCGCACGCGCCUUGACGAGGCUUUGUUGGGUAUCGAGGACAAGUUGGAGCUUGACAUCUUUGACGAUGACGCUGCUGUUGGCGCCUUCGAACCAAAGCUCACCGACAAGGAGAGCGACGCGGUCGGCCAGGUCCUGACCUACAUCGAGCGGAUGCACUGUCGCCAGAACCGCACCUUCUCAUUCUUCCUCUUCAUCAACGCCGAGUACUUUCGCAUCAUCCGCACCGAUCGGGACGGCAUGGUCGUGACAGAGAAGCGGCUCUGGAGGAAGAAAGAGGAUGAAUAUCAGUGCCUCAACGAGUUUCUUCACCGCUUCGACAACCUCAUUCCCGAGGACCAAGGCCAGGACACGUCUGUUCGCCGGGUCCCGAAGGAGCGUGCGCAUCUCGAAGAGCCUGCUAAAGCAGCCCUUGCGCCGUACCUCGAGGACCUCAAGAAGCGCAAGCCGCUCGCGCUAGACGCACCCAUCCUCGAAGUAGAUGUGCCAAUCGACCAGAAUGCGAAGUCUGGGUGGCGUCGGUUCUAUGUCUGGGCUCCCACCAUCGAGCCGCAUGGCAUCCGCACGCGUGCGACAGUCGGGUAUCUGUUGAGGUUGCAGUUCGGCCGCUCGCCCGAUGCGACGAGUCAUUUUGUGCUUUUCGGACUUAUCGCUCUUAGUUUACCUACAGCUACUCGGACAGUGCCGUACCCUCCUGCAUCCUUGGCCAUCGCCGUGGUCCCCGUCGUCGUCGCCAGCAGCGCGUGCACUGUCGUCGUCGUCGUCGUCGUCGUCGUCGUCGUCCCGCCCUCCGACGCGCGCGCGCACGUGCAGCCCGCCUCCCGAAACUUCCCACGCUCCUCCCGCCGCGUCGCCCCGCCCUCCCGCCGCGUCGCCCCGCCCUCCCGCCGCAUUGCCCCGCCGCGUCGCCCCGCCCUUCCCGCCGCGUCGUGUAGCAUCGCCCAGCCAUCUCGCCACGCACACGGCUUGCCCCACUACCUAGCGCGUCGGGCUCGCACCAUCCAUCGCGCUCGCACGUGCACCUGCGAUCCCUCGCCUCCCGUUCCCGCCUCUUCCCACGCUCCUCCCGCUGCGUCGCCCCGCCUUCGCCCCGCACACGAUUGUGGCUGGCUCAUCGCACUCGCCCUCCUCGCAGUUGCACGUGCAGCCGCAGGCUCGCCGACGCUCAUCCUUCCCGGCUUGCAUGGGUACCCCGCACGUGUCCAUUGGGAAACUCAGCCCCGCUUGCGAGCCAUCGCGGGCUCGCCUGCUGCCACGCUGCACUACAUCGCGCUCUCGCUGGGCCGGAGGUAG
This is a messenger RNA of Schizophyllum commune H4-8, 1494 nucleotides long. RefSeq lists its product as uncharacterized. The transcript has 3 exons. NCBI's taxonomy places the organism in Eukaryota, Fungi, Basidiomycota, Agaricomycetes, Agaricales, Schizophyllaceae. The record is from RefSeq and is a predicted model, not a curated record. Bases 1 to 1494 code for a protein of 497 amino acids.